AUAGUCUCAAUCCAAACAAUGGGAUUUCCCCUAUCGAUCGCGUGAAAAAUUUUGUUUUCUCUGGAUUUGUUUUCUAUGCGUAUCUAAUUAAUAAACCUGUUCUCUAUCUAAGCGUGAAGUUUUUCGCUUUCUUUCUGGAAUGGAAGAACUGAAAGAUAGAUGGUGUGCGGAUUUAGAGGAUAUUCUUCAAUGUCCCGUUUGUUUUGAGAGACCACAGCGACCAAUUUAUCAAUGCAGAGAUGGUCACCAUAUCUGCAGCUCUUGUAGAAUGAAAUUACAAGUUUGUCCCAUGUGUCAAGGGGCAUACAACGGUUCACGAAGUUUUAUCGCUGAACAUUUAGCCUUAAAGUUGGAUGAUAUAAAAUCUUCGCUUUUGCAACCACCAGUGGAACGUCAAAUCGUUUCAAAUUUUACACAAACCGAAGAACCUGAAAUUGCACCCGAAAUUAAAUUGAGUCAUCCAUUGGCACCGAAGGGUAAAUUUCCUUGUCGGAUGGGAAAAUGUGAAUUUGAUGACGGUCACUGUCGAAUGUUAAAUCAUCUCAGAUACUGCCACAAAGAUAGAUUGUGUGAGAGCACGAGCAUUGAUGGAAAAAUUUACACUCGUCAAUGGGAAAUGGAUCAUCUCUCGAAUAUUGAAUUUGACUUAGCUUUUUCUAUUCCCGAAAUGGGAAUAUUUUUCUUGAUCACAUCGAUUGAUUCCAGUGGAAAUUUCAUGGGAAAUGUGCAAAUGGUGCACACCAAUAACGUAGCGAAGGAGUUUAACUGCAAGCUGGAAAUGAACGGAAAUCAUAGAACUUGUAGUUAUGAAGGAUUCCCUCGUUCUUGUCGAACGCCUGCGGACGUUGCUUUUAAUAACAGCCUACACAUAUCAUCGCAAGAUAUGCGUCGAAUGGCCGAUAAGAGAAACAAAGUAACCUGCAUUUUUACUAUAACGCGCGAAGAAAAGAAAAAUAUUCCUGUUGAGAAAAAUGCAAAAUAACUUGUUUUCUUCUGUUAAUUUUUAAGUAUAAUUGCCUCGACAGAGGCAAUUCGACUGGUUUGAAUGGUACCUUAUUAUUUUCACUUUAAAUGCGAACCAAUUUUACAGGAAAUAAGUUCAAGUCAAAGAUCCUGCAAGUUUUUUUUUAUAUGCAACAGUUUAAUAGUGAUAGUUUAAAAGCUGCUCAUGUUUAAUGCAUUUAUAAUAUUAUAAACAUUGAAUUAAAUAUUAUGUGCAGGCUCUGGAUUGGUUAUAUGAAAGAAAUUGUUUAGUUUGUAAGUUUUUAAUUUAAGGACAAGAUUUUUCAGUAAUAAUUACCAUACUGUAAUAUACUUUUUCAUCUAUAGUUCCUAGUAGAAUUUAGUGUUUAGCGUUAUAUUGAAAAUGUAUUUUAUGACGACUGCGGUGAGACCUUUUCUACUUUUACAUUCGAAAUUUUUGAUUGUAAAAUUCAGGGAGUGAUAAAUAAAAAAGCGAUUUUUGUAA
This is a messenger RNA of Belonocnema kinseyi, 1468 nucleotides long. RefSeq names its product E3 ubiquitin-protein ligase SIAH1A-like. Bases 140 to 982 code for a protein of 280 amino acids. Gene Ontology annotation, molecular function: ubiquitin conjugating enzyme binding; ubiquitin protein ligase activity. NCBI's taxonomy places the organism in Eukaryota, Metazoa, Arthropoda, Insecta, Hymenoptera, Cynipidae. Gene Ontology annotation, biological process: multicellular organism development; proteasome-mediated ubiquitin-dependent protein catabolic process. The transcript is spliced from 5 exons. The record is from RefSeq and is a predicted model, not a curated record. Gene Ontology annotation, cellular component: cytoplasm.